Messenger RNA from Vitis riparia (riverbank grape), 7960 nucleotides. Its product is annotated as methyl-CpG-binding domain-containing protein 9. The record is from RefSeq and is a predicted model, not a curated record. The coding region runs from base 377 to 7111 and encodes 2244 amino acids. The transcript has 10 exons. Gene Ontology annotation, cellular component: nucleus. Lineage: Eukaryota; Viridiplantae; Streptophyta; Magnoliopsida; Vitales; Vitaceae. Gene Ontology annotation, molecular function: DNA binding; protein binding.
UUUCCAUUUCGGUGGAUGGAAAAUUUGUAACGUAUUGCCAUGCCUUACCACGAUAUGUAGGUGGAUAGUGACCAUUGGAUGGUGAGGGGGGAGUCGGGGUUCGGAGGCGUGGCCAUUAGGAAGUCGAGGGGCUUAGGGAGUUUGGGGUUUCGAUUGGGUCCGGUUUCGUCACAAUUCGGUUUUCGUUUCUUUUGUUUUUUUCUUUUUCCCUCUUUUGCAUUUCUCUUUCUAUUUUUUUGGUCGAGCGAGUCGGUUUGCUGGGAACCAGACUCAAAACCCCAGCGCCCUUUCGAUCCACACAUUUCAAGGUUUCUUUAUCGGAGCCCUAAAAGAUGCAUCGGAGAACGGUAGAAUUGGACUCCGAAUCGCGGCGCGGAUGAUGGGACUCGGCGAUUCGAGCGGCGAGCACCGAGAUUCGAAGUCCGAGACCCGCUCCGUACUAGGUAUCGAUCUCAAUGAGAUCCCUUCCUCGUCCUUCGUCGAGGCCUCGCACGACGUGCCUGACGCGUACGCCGUCGUGCGGAGCUUCCACGGAGAGCUGUCACCGGCGGCUGGAGCUGCGGCGGGGCUGCCAGGGGAGGGGUGGGGGUCGGUGUGCGCUGUGUGUGGUGCGCCGGAGGUUGGAGCACAGGUUUUGGUCUGCGACGGGUGUGAGCGCGGCUUCCACCUCGUCUGCGUCGGAAUGCCAGGCCGACAGGCGGGGAUGCUGGAAGAAUGGGUGUGCGGCGAGUGUGUGAGGAGUGGAGUUGGGAGUAAGCGAUGGCCCUUGGGCCCGAAGAGGCGGCCGGUAGUUAGGCUUUUGGAUAUCAACGCUUCACCGCCGAGUGAAGGGGAAGGUGAGGAGUUGCCGGAUUCGAGAAAGCACUCUCCGGGUGAUAAUUCUUUUGGUGGCAAUUCAUUUGGUGCCCCAGAGACAUAUUCGAACUUUCGGUGUGCGGGGAAUGGAUUUGGUUUUCCAAAAGCUUCUGGGAUUUUGACACAUGCUGUCAAAUUGGGUCUUGAAGAUAUAUUGCAUCAUACUAAUAGAAGUUUUGAGGAGGUAGAUUCAGGGUUUCCUCUAGGAAGGCUUAGGAGUAGUAAUAAUACAGCUUGUAGAUUACCACCACAGGAACCAAGCGAGAUGUUACUUCAGGCCCUUAAAGAGUUCAUUUCGGAAAGACAUGGAGUAUUGGAGGAAGGUUGGCGUGUGGAACUAAAACAAUCUGUGAGGGCUGGUGAACUAUGUCCAGUUUUCUGUGCUCCAGAUGGAAGGAUAUUUGAGUCAAUGUCUGAAGUUGCCGAUUAUCUUGGGUUAACGUCUAAUUGCAAUUCUGUGGAUACUGAAAUAAGAAGUGAUGGGUCUGCUUCACUGAAGAAAAGAUCGCAUUUAUCCAAAAGAAGAAAGUCAACAAGGCUUUCAAUUGCCAAUAGCUCUGCUGAAAAUAAAGAUGCUUUGCUAACUGAUUUUUGUAAGGAUAUCUCAUCUGAUGUUCAAAGUAUGGAACUUUGUGCUAGUAAUCUUGGGAAUAGUGUAAAAGUAACUGAAGCUGCGCCAGAAGAAAAUGGUGGCACUGGCUUGCAGCAACAUAAUAAUGGACUUCCUGUUCAGUUUGAAGAUUUCUUUGUUCUUUCUCUGGGGGAGGUUGAUGUGAGACCCUCAUAUCAUGAUGUUAAUCAGCUCUGGCCUGUAGGCUAUAAAUCCUGUUGGCAUGAUAAGCUUACCGGGUCUCUUUUUAUGUGUGAUGUCUCUGAUGGUGGUGAUUCUGGACCUAUUUUCAAGGUCAAGAGGUGUGCAUGCUCUGCAGUUCCCCUUCCAAAUGGGUCAACUGUGCUCUGUAGGCCCAACAUUGGCCAAUCUAACGGUCAAGAUAAAGAAAAAAGCAAUGAUAUGAUUUCUUUGAGUAUGGACUAUGACGAGGAUGGCAGUUUACAGACACUUCUUGCAGACCCUUCCCCACCAAUGGAAAAUGACAUUUUAUCCUGUAUAAGGAGUAGUUCUAAUGGAUCUUGUUGUGUUCAGACAUUGAACAGCUUGCUUCUGGAGGAUAAUUCUCUUCAUGAGAGUUCUGGCGAAUUUUUAUCUGAUCAUUCUAGAUUGAAAGAUGAAAUUGGUGAGUUUUCAUUGCAAGGGCGUUCAUCAUCUUCAGUAUGGAAUUUGGUGUCUCAAAAAUUCAUUGAUGCUUGCUGUGAAACCUAUAAACGAACUGGCAGCCUCAGGUUCUUCUGUGAGCAUGUUAAACUUGGAGCAAGCACACUGCCCUGGGAUAUCAUGGACGAAAGUAGCAAAGGGAGUUAUACUUCCUUAGAUAAAUUUUGCAGUUCACCAGGCUCUGUGUGCAUGCCAUCUGUAAUUCAGGGUGAGAAUGAACUUCAGACUCAAUGUGAAGUACUGGCAAAGUGGCUAGAUCAAGAUAGGUUUGGUUUAGAUGUGGAAUUUGUGCAAGAGAUGCUAGAACAGCUUCCUGGUGUCUGUGCCUGUUCACAGUAUAAGUUGCUGAACAAUAGAAGCUACCAUUCUACAUUAUUAACAGUUGGAAAUGGUCUCUUACUGGCUGAAACAGAGAAUGGAGUACAAAGUAAGGCAGAGGAAGCAUUAGAUUGUUUAUUUGGAGGAUCCAAAAGAGCUAGAAAAUAUACGGUUGGUGAUCCUCUAAUGGAUGAUUUUUGUCCUCCUCCUGGAAAUCCUUUGGGUUCAAGGCUUCCUCCUGAUCUUGUUGGUGAUGUUAUUCAGGUAUGGGAGUCACUAUGGCGUUUUUAUGAAAUCUUGGGUUUAAAAGAGCCAUUUUCAAUUGAGGAACUUGAAGAGGAACUUAUUUGCCCAUGGUCUGAUGACUUAAAUCUUCUAGAGAAAUUUGGAACAGAAACCCAGGAAAAUCGAGACAUAACUCCAACUAGACCUAGUGGUGCAAGUGGACACAUCCCAUCCUCAAGCACUGACUCUGGUCCAGAAGUUUCUACAGGCAAUCCCCAUGCAUUCAUACAAAUGGAAACAGGGCGAAAAAAGGAAGCAGCCCAAGCUAAGCUAGCAUCUGUUACUUACAGCAGAUGCUCUGGUGUAACUCUGACAAAAGCGCACAACUCGCUGCUAAAAGUUCUAGUAAGUGAACUUCAGUUCAAGGUUGCUGCCCUUGUAGAUCCAAAUUUUGAUUCUGGAGAAUCAAAAUCAAGACGGGGAAGGAAGAAAGAUGCAGAUAAUGCAAUUCCCACCAAAAAAACCAAGCUCAAUAUGCUCCCUAUUAAUGAAUUGACUUGGCCAGAAUUAGCUCGGAGAUAUAUAUUAUGUGUCUUAUCCAUGGAUGGUAACCUUGACUCUGCUGAGAUUACCAUUCGUGAAAGUGGCAAAGUGUUUCGCUGCUUACAAGGUGAUGGUGGGGUGCUUUGUGACUCACUUACCGGAGUUGCAGGAAUGCAAGCAGAUGCACUUUUGUUUGCAGAGGCCAGAAAACAGAUUUUUGGUUCUUUGAACAGAGAAGAUGACAUUCUUACUAUAGAAGAGAAAGGAUCUGAUGCUACUGGUGACCAUGAUAGGAUUGUGGUGAAUGAUGGCAAUAUCCCAGAGUGGGCACAGGUUCUGGAACCUGUUAGGAAGCUACCUACGAAUGUGGGAACCAGAAUUAGAAAGUGUAUUUAUGAGGCUUUGGAGAAGGAUCCACCAGAAUGGGCAAAGAAAAUAUUGGCGCAUUCAAUCAGUAAGGAGGUUUACAAGGGCAAUGCAUCAGGACCUACAAAGAAAGCCGUUCUUUCAGUGCUAGGAAUUGUGCAUGAUGAAGGUCUAAAAAGCAAACCUGAUAAGGAGAGAAAGAGGAAACGUGUCAUCUCUAUUCCUGACAUUAUCAUGAAACAAUGCCGAAUUAUAUUACGUCGUGGUGCUGCAGCAGAUGAUGCCAAAGUUUUCUGCACUCUGUUGGGAAGCAAACUCAUUAACUCUAUCGAUAAUGACGAUGAGGGACUUCUUGGAACACCAGCCAUGGUGUCACGGCCUUUGGACUUUAGAACGAUUGAUUUGAGACUGGCAGUUGGGGCUUAUGGUGGAUCAUGGGAAACUUUUCUUGAGGAUGUCCGAGAGUUAUGGAAUAAUAUACACACUGCUUAUGCGGAUCAGCCUGAUUCAGUUGAGCUGGCUAGGACAUUAUCCCAAAAUUUCGAAUCAAUGUUUGAAAAGGAGGUUCUCCCCCUUGUCCAAAAGUUUACGGAGUAUGCUAAAUCAGAAUGCUUAAGUGCAGAAACAGAGAAGGAAAUAGAUGAUUUUCUUGUUUCUGCUAGUGAAAUUCCCAAAGCCCCUUGGGAUGAGGGGGUCUGCAAAGUAUGUGGCAUCGAUAAAGAUGAUGACAGUGUUCUGUUGUGUGAUAUGUGUGAUGCAGAGUAUCAUACUUAUUGCUUGAAUCCUCCACUUGCAAGAAUUCCUGAAGGAAACUGGUACUGUCCUUCCUGCGUUGCUGGUAUAAGUAUGGUUGAUGUUUCGGAACAUACUCAUGUCAUUGCGCAGCGCCAAGGUAAAAAUUGUCAGGGAGACUUUACUCAUGCUUAUUUGGAGUCACUUGCACAUCUAGCUGCUGCAAUGGAAGAAAAAGAGUAUUGGGAGCUCAGUGUAGACCAGAGGACCUUUCUGUUUAAAUUUCUAUGUGAUGAGUUGCUGAACACAGCUCUUAUACGUCAACACCUUGAGCAGUGUGCUGAAUCAUCGGUUGAGUUACAGCAGAAAUUGCGUUCCAUUUCUGUGGAAUGGAAAAACCUAAAGCUCAAAGAAGAAAACCUGGCUGCAAGAGCUCCAAAAGUUGACUCUGGUAUGAUUUAUGUGGCUGGAGAAGUGGGUACAGAAGGAGGGCUUGCUAGUGCGCUAACAAAUAAUGGUAAAUGUAUUGCAAAACCGCAUACCUUGAGUGACAGACCUAAAGAUUUUGGUAUCUUAUCUAAUGACCAGCUACAAGUGGAGGGUGGUAGUGAGGGAAUCAGGCCCAACGGUCUGGACAAACACCCAUCUAGCAAUUGUUCAGAGGGAAAUUGCACUUUGAAGCCUAUUGAUAAUGAAGGUCAAUUAAAAGAGGUCCAUGCUGUUGUAGAUGAGACUCAAGUAUCUGUUGAUCAUUUCCCCCACAUGGUCUACCAAGGAAACGGUAGCUCUUGUAGACCAAAUGAACUGCAUUUACAAAAUCCUUUGCAGCAAGAAAUGGAUGGCUUGGGUACAGAAUUUAAUUUACAGGUCAACAUGUGUGAAAAUAUGGAGAAGAAUGAUCUGCAAGGACUGCAUCACCCUUCUGACAUAAGGAUUGUCCAUGUAGCUGAGCAUGAUUCUGAGCUGAACUCCAUCAAGAAUGAUAUUUCAGAUCUACAGGACUCAAUGGCUAGUAUAGAGUCACAGCUUCUGAAGUUAUCUGUGCGACGGGAGUUUUUGGGUAGUGAUUCUGCUGGUCGAUUGUAUUGGAUCUUAGCCAAGCCUGGUUGGCAUCCUUGGGUGCUUGUUGAUGGAAGUAUGGCACUUCAGAAGAAAGAAAAAAUGAGAUAUCUCAAAAACCCAGGGGACAGUUCAGUUCAGAAGAAUUCUACUUCCCUCAGCAUGGAUAUUCUCUCAACUUUGGGGGGCUCAAACGCUUCCUGUCCAUUUCUAUAUAAGCCAAAUGCUUCUAUUUCCAUUUGUUCUCAAUGGGUUUCUUAUCAAUCUGGUGAAGAAAUUGAUGCACUUAUUGGAUGGUUAAAAGAUGCUGACCCUAGGGAAAAAGAACUCAAAGAGUCCAUUUUGCACUUGCAUAAACUAAGAUUUCGGGACUGGAAACUGACUGGGGACCCUGAUCAGGUUGAUUCACAAACAACUUUGUCAAGGUUCCCAAAUAGCGAAAAUGCAUUUUCUGAUGGUCUUCUUACCAAGGCAGGCAUUUUGCUGGGGAAGAAAUAUGGCCCUUGGUUUGAGCCAGAAAUUGCUGACAGCUCGAAGAAGUGGGACCUGAGGUCAAAAGUAACUAAUGAAGGCAAAAUGUAUAGAUGUGAAUGCUUGGAACCUAUUUGGUCUUCAAGGCAUCAUUGCCCCUCUUGUCACAGAACUUUCUUCACUGAUAUUCAACUUGAGGAGCAUAAUGAUGGCAGUUGCAGGUCAGGUCCACCAACCUCUGAGAAGAGCAAGGAAAAUAGCAGUCAUUUAAAAGGUAAGGGGACUAUGAAAUCCAAAACCUCCCGGGAGGAGAGCACUGGUGACAUUGACAUGGUUGAAAUACCAAAAGGUGGCUGUUCUCAGCCCAGGUCGAGAUUGAUUAAAUUUCAAAAUGAAGGAUUAGUGUGCCCAUAUGAUUUUGAAGAGAUCUGUUCCAAGUUUGUCACCAAAAACUCUAACAAGGAAUUGGUGCAGGAAAUAGGUCUUAUUGGUUCCAAAGGGGUUCCAUCAUUUGUCUCAAGUAGACCUCCUUAUAUCAGUGAUGCUACACUAUUGUUAGUUCCUAGUGGUGAACUUAAAGCCACUGGAGAUAUGAUGCUUGCACAGGGGAACAGGAUUCCUGCUGGAGGCAGUGGAAGCUUUUCUGAUAAUUCUUCCAGAGAUUCUGCUGCAAAUGAAACCAGUGCAGCAUCUAGAACUGACAAACCAGCUUUGGAGCAAAAAGAUAAAAAGUACUCUUUAAAUAAUAAUGGUCCAGAAAUGGAGGUUGGUCGCUGUUGUGUAAUCCCUCAGUCUUCACUAAGACCAUUAGUUGGCAAAGUUUACCAGAUUUUGAGGCAACUCAAGAUCAACUUACUUGAUAUGGAUGCUGCACUCCCUGAAGAGGCUCUGAAACCAUCAAGGGCUGACUUAGAAAAGAGAUUGGCAUGGCGUGCUUUUGUUAAAUCUGCAGAGACAAUCUUUGAGAUGGUUCAAGCAACAAUCAUGCUUGAGGACAUGAUUAAGACCGAGUACUUGAUGAAUGGAUGGUGGUAUUGGUCAUCACUCUCUGCUGCUGCCAAGACUUCUACCGUUUCUUCCCUUGCCCUGCGCAUAUACUCUCUGGAUGCUGCCAUUGCUUAUGAGAAGAUCUCAUCCAAUUUGGAUCUGACUGACAGUCCCAAGCCCAGCAGCAAACCUGAUCCGAAGCCAGUGCCCAAUUUGGAUACCAUGGAAAAGUCAAAGCUGGGCAGAAAACAAAACAAGAGGAGGAAAGAAUCAGAAGGUUGAUCUUCAGAUUCUCUUUCUUUCACGGGAUAUUCAAUCCAGACAUUUUAUCCUGGUGGCAGUGGGAGAGGUAGCAGGCAUAUGUUGUAAAAAUAUAAGAUGAUCGUGUAACCACAUUGCAGUUUGUAUUGGAUCAUAUGGGUAUCAAAGACUAAGUUGGAAGUCCAAGGAUGUUGCUGCUGCCGCCGCCUCCUUGUGUGUGUGUAUGUACAUAAAGUGAACAAGGCUGACAUGCUAACCUGGAUGCUGGAUUGAGAAACAAAGUCUGCGAAUGAUUUGCAUGGAAGGCUGGAAACAAAGACAGAAUGGUUAUCAGAAUGCAUCCAAUUUUGGACUGAUUUCUGCUGCAGCUUUUGGAUCUCUUGCUUGGAAAGGGAAAGAUGGACAUACAUUUUCUCACAAAGAGCAAGAUGUCAACACCAUAUAAAUUACACAUCAUUGUACAAACCAAAAACAAAAAAAAACAAAAAAAAAAAUUGAAAAAAAAAAAAAAAACAGGACUUACCCGAGCAGGUGUAGGCAAUAUUUCAUUCUUUAUACGUAGUUCUUUCUUGUCCUUGCUUUUCAGAUGUUCGCCUUAAACUUUAAAGAAUGAAAUUAAUGUUUUCUUUUCCUCUCCGUUUAUCUUUGGCCUUUGUAAUUAGCAUCCAUGUAUGGUAGUCGAAGAUAGACACACGAUUGAACAGAGGAACCAUUCCAGCUAAGAGCUCAAUUCAUUGGGCUUUUCUCCUCCUAGGAACAUAGCUUGACAAAGAGAAUGAUUGCCUUUUGGAAAGGCGCAUAUUAAAAAGGAACAGGUGUUUACAAAUCAUUUGGUGGCCGGGUAUUUUUUAAUGCUAUGUCAUUUCUUCC